This is a messenger RNA of Chrysochloris asiatica (Cape golden mole), 984 nucleotides long. It is a transcript of the gene RAD51D, whose product is annotated as RAD51 paralog D. Gene Ontology annotation, molecular function: ATP binding; ATP hydrolysis activity; single-stranded DNA binding. The record is from RefSeq and is a predicted model, not a curated record. Bases 1 to 984 code for a protein of 327 amino acids. The transcript is spliced from 10 exons. Lineage: Eukaryota; Metazoa; Chordata; Mammalia; Afrosoricida; Chrysochloridae. Gene Ontology annotation, biological process: double-strand break repair via homologous recombination; reciprocal meiotic recombination; telomere maintenance. Gene Ontology annotation, cellular component: centrosome; replication fork; Rad51B-Rad51C-Rad51D-XRCC2 complex.
AUGGGCGUGCUCAAGGCUGGGCUGUGCCCAGGCCUCACCCUGGAUAUGGUACAGCUUCUGAGGACCCAUGGAAUCAAGACAGUGGUGGACCUGGUUUCUGCAGAUCUGGAGGAGGUAGCCCAGAAAUGUGGCUUGUCUUAUAAGGCCCUGGUUGCUGUGAGGCGGGUGCUGUUGGCUCAGUUCUCAGCUUUCCCCUUCAAUGGCGCCGAUCUCUAUGAGGAACUGAAGACCUCCACUGCCAUCCUGUCCACCGGCAUUGGAAGCCUGGAUAAACUGCUUGAUGCUGGUCUCUAUACUGGAGAAGUCACUGAACUUGUCGGAAGCCCAGGUAGCGGCAAAACCCAGAUAUGUCUGUGUAUGGCUGCAAACGUGGCUCUCAGCUUACAGCAGAACAUCCUAUACAUCGAUUCCAGUGGAGGGCUGACAGCUUCCCGCCUUCUCCAGCUGCUGCAGGCCAGAACCCAGGAUGAGGAGGAACAGGCAGCAGCUCUCCAGAGGAUACAGGUGGUACGUGCGUUUGACAUCUUCCAGAUGCUGCAUGUGCUGCAGGAUCUCCGAGGCACUGGGUCCCAGCAGGUGAUCAGUUCUGGAACUCUGAAGAUGGUGCUGGUAGACUCAGUCACUGCUGUGGUUUCUCCGCUUCUGGGGGUUCAGCAGGGGGAAGGCUUGGCCUUCAUGAUGCAGCUGGCCCGAGAGCUGAAGACUGUAGCCCGGGACCUUGGCGUGGCAGUGGUGGUAACCAAUCAUGUGACCCGAGACAGGGACAGUGGGAAGCUCAAACCUGCCCUCGGGCGCUCCUGGAGCUUUGUGCCAAGCACCCGGAUUCUCCUGGACAUGCAAGAGGGAGCAGGCACAUCUGGUAGUCAGCGUGUGGCAUGCCUGACCAAGUCUCCCCGGCGGCCGACAGGAAUCCGGGAGCUGGUAGACAUCGGGAUUUGGGGCACUCCGGAGCAGAGCCCAGUGCUAGAGGGUGAUCAGACAUGA